UAAUGUUGAAAGUUCCGAUUUCAUUUAAUUUUAGGGGAACGUACAAGUCAACCCGAUCAUUUCCUUUGAAUGGAUGUAUUCCUAGAAAUUAUUUUUUAGGAGUUGAAAAGCAUUACUACGGGCAUCCUUUGCUUCCGUUUUCCAGAUUCAAUAUAAUCGUCCCGCUACUAAUCAGCGUAGUUCGCACGGAAGCCAGAGGAGAAGAUUCGAUGGACGUCGAGGUCGCAGAUCCGUUUCCGAUAAUGGACCAACCGGCGUUAUCCUUUCCAAAGGAAGAAUGCCCAAUCCCAUUCGAGGGUUCCUCGUCUAACCUAGCCCCAGGAUUUCAGGAACCAGGAGCCAGGAACAAGCGACGCGUGUUUAAGACGCGCCAUGGUAGGACCACCUUUGUCAAGGCGAUUCUCGCCAAUCCCAAGCUAUCCGCGACUCAGGUCUUGGCUCAAAAAUUAGCGAAGGAGGCCCUCAAGUCCCCGAAAAUUCAGGACACUUUUAAGCGACUUACGGAGGUUAAGCCACCACGCAGAAGUGUCCCCGGUGGCCUUCGUUUACCAGCGAAAGGCGUUGGCGUCGCGGUACCAUCUUCUCGUGCCAUUAAUCACGGGACCUCUAGGAACAAAGGACCCAACAGGCGAAAGCGGAAGAGGCCCAAGGACAGGACUAAAAGAGACGAGAACUCUCUUCCGUGGUCCAAGAAAUUCGCGGCUAAGAGGGAAUCCUCCGAGGGGCGAGAAGAGGGCAAAGUCUCGAAUGAAGGAUUUCAGGACUCAUUGUUAGUAUCUGGAAGUGAAAUUCCCGAGGCAAUUCCCUUGCAGGGCUACGGGACCCCAAUGCCAAGUGUCAAUCGGAAGAGAGGCCUCGAGGACAACUUUCGACAACCCAACGACUACCUCCUGGAUUCAAAUCAGGAUUCGGGAUUCGAAUCGACCGAUUCCAAGUCGAUCGUAUCUAAGAGAAAGAAGAAAAACUCCCGUAAAAUCCAGGAACGCGAGAGCAUGUUGGCUCGUCUAAUGAGAACGACGACAAAGGACCCAGCCGGGAAAAGCACAGGCGACCAGGGCGUUGAAUACUCCGAAUAUUAUAGCGAUAAUGAGAUCUUCAACAAUCCUCCAGAUAGGAAAAUCCACUCGAAACUGAUGGAUCCAGCGAGAGGAUCGCGGGUCAGGUUUGUCAGGCAAACCCUGUCGAAUGUGUCCAACUCCAUUUCGUCGUACCAAGACCCUCGGAACAAGUUCAGUCAAGCCGCCUCCUCAUACCCUGAAGAAAGUUUAGACAAGUACAACCGAGAGCUGAAACCAGAAGAAGGAGUUAUAAGAAUACAGCCACAAGUACCGAAUUAUCGUGCAGCGUUACAGGGUGGCUUGCCCAGUCAGAACUCUGUUGGAUAUUCAGAGCUGGGGGACGACAGCGGAUAUGGGUCCAAGUUCAGCUCUCUAGAAAAGAACGACAACCUAGGUCACUUGUACUCAUAUGCAAACAAUCCUCAAGACAGUAUUCAGGAGUCUGGCUCGAUGGACCAGCUUCCGGAUCAAGUACCAUACCUUGGGAACCCAGCAACAGCAGCGCCUUCGGGAUCCCUCGCCAACAUGGAAAGUGGAAAUCCUCAAUCUUUAGUAAGACCAUUGAUGGAUACUGGGGCUCAUAGACACGUUGCAGCAGGACUCCUCCUUCCACAGCAUCAAUUUACGAGAUUGAAUCCUCAGCAGAUGUAUGCAGACCCGUACAGAUUCGCGGACCUAAAGAGUCCAGAACAUUCGUCGUCGAAAUACGGUGAGCUGUCCGGUUCAUGGGUUAGCGCCGAGAACGAGAAGGGUGGUAGUUGGCUGGAGAGUCCAAGCACCAUGGGGAACGCCAAGGUGGCCAAUAUGGAUAACAUCCAGCACCCGUUCGGAAAGAUCCUAGAAUCGCUAAGGUUCACUAUCAAUCCCACCUUAAAUACCACGUUGCGAGCAACUACUACUCAAACGGCUCAGCAACCAAGCUCCGUCUCCCAAAGCCAGCUAGCUACUACUUCUUCGAGUCCUGCGCCGACUCCUGCACCUACUCCCACAGUGGGCACCAAUACUCGAACCGGAAACACACCACCGUCUCCCUCACCAGGACCCGUCAAGCACGUACCGAACUUUGGGGUGCUGGACCUGUCGGAGAAAAGGGCCAAGGACAACUGGACCAAUAGUCGGGGACUAGGUAGUUUACAGGCUCUGGCACCUCAACCCAUUCUGCAAAUGGAGAGACCAGCUGCCGACGAGAAACCAGAUAGCCAGAAGCAGGACGUGGGUGGACAGAGUGUGGCGAAUGGUACCGCGUGUCCGACCACCGAACAAAACCCGAAGAUGAAGGGAGUUGGCGAAGCCUCCUCGGUGCCCCCUGAACCCGGCGAGAUAAAGAAGCAAGAGGAAAAGGGUCGGGUUAAAGUCAACGAGUACCAUUUGCUUCCCAUGACCACGAUUGCGGAAGCUGUUGCUCAGUCACAUCCAACGCCUGCCAAUUUCUCGGCCAUGGUUAACGAAACCAAGGCCGUAGCUAGCGAGAUCUUGAACAAGGUUAUCGAUGAACUGGAGGAGCUGAAGAUUGACCGGACGAAAACGGAGCAGAAGGAAGGCGAGUAUAUUUUGGCAUCAAUUUCCUAAGACAGAAAUGAAAGACAUCCUUCAUGCUAUUCGAUCACUCUCAGCAUGACUAGAAGAGAUACCGGUUAAUAACUUAGAUUUUCGUUAGGUCUGCCUUGUAGACUGACC
Orussus abietinus is the source of this 2735-nucleotide messenger RNA. RefSeq lists its product as uncharacterized. The transcript is spliced from 2 exons. Bases 3 to 2627 code for a protein of 874 amino acids. The record is from RefSeq and is a predicted model, not a curated record. Lineage: Eukaryota; Metazoa; Arthropoda; Insecta; Hymenoptera; Orussidae.